Molecule: messenger RNA, 555 nt
Organism: Monoraphidium neglectum
Lineage: Eukaryota; Viridiplantae; Chlorophyta; Chlorophyceae; Sphaeropleales; Selenastraceae
Exons: 5
Coding region: 1-555 (184 amino acids)
Source: RefSeq, a predicted model, not a curated record
AUGGCGGCAGCGGUCAGCCGCACAAAGCCAGGCGCCCUCGGCGCCGCGGCCGCCACCCCGGUUGCGAGCGGCGGCGGCGCGGAGGCGCCCCUCAUCCUGAUCACGACCGUCGACAUCGGGGAGGGGCGCGCCGACCGCAUCGAGGUCAGGGAGGGGGACGACCCGCUGGACCUGGCACGCGCGUUCGUCCAGAAGCACGGCCUGCCGGCCGCCAUCACGGACGCGCUGGCGCAGCACCUGCGGGACAACCUGCGGGACGUGGCGGCGCAGCACGCGGCGCAGCAGCUGGCGUCGCAGCAGGGGCAGCAGGCAGCGGGGCGGGGCAAGGAGCCCGCCAAGGCCGGCGCCGCUGCGCGAGGCGCGAGCUCUGCGAUCCACUCGACCCAUGCGGACGGGCCUGGCAGCGUCACAGGCGAAACAGACGCCGUCGUGUUUGAGCGCCUGUACGAGCACGCGGUGGUUCUGCGCCAAAAGCUGCAGGACAAAAAGCAGCGCAUUGACAAGGAGGAGUUCCUUGUGCGCGCCGCUGGUUCGUGGCGGCUCGCUGAAAGCUAA